This is a messenger RNA of Gongylonema pulchrum, 546 nucleotides long. The record is from the annotation of a GenBank genome assembly. Lineage: Eukaryota; Metazoa; Nematoda; Chromadorea; Rhabditida; Gongylonematidae.
UUUAUUGGCCUGGCUUAACUGCGUCCGACGUUGUUAGAGCAUCCCAGUAUUAACACUGACAUCGAAUACCCACACCCAUUGUGCAGGCGCUCUCGUAAUUCUUGGUAUUUUUUGAUCAUUCGAGUGUUUCUCGAGUUUAUUUUAUUGCUUUUCCAGCCAAUACUUCCAAUUACGGGCGUUCAUUUUCUGGACCAGGCCGAUAUCACAGCUCCAAAAACACAUCAAAAUAUAUUGCGUCUUUUGAAUGGGCGUACUGUCGAUGUUGUGCUUAGUGAUAUGGCUCCAAAUCCUACUGGUGAUGGCGGAUUGGAUCACGAACGCAUUGUGUCGCUGUGCAGUACGCUGCUCGAGCUGAGCGUCCAGAAAUCCGUUAUCCCACUGGUGCGCAAUGGCACAUUCCUCUGCAAAAUAUUUGAUGGUCCAAGGCGUAACGAACUGAUCGCACAACUUCAGCAACAUUUUGCCAAAGUUUACACUGUUAAGCCAAAAGCUAGCCGUGAUCACAGUGCUGAGGUUUACUUGUUAGCACUGAGGAAGCGCGAUUGA